AUGGAUCCAAAAAUUACAGCAAGGUGGGCUUUUGAUGUUAGUAAAUGGAACCCUUCUAAUGAGCAAUAUAAAAAAGCACUUUCAUAUGUACAACCAGAAGAAAGUGAAAGAAUUCAAAAAUUUAGAUCCUUUCAAGAUUCAAAGUUGGCAUUAAUUGGUAGAUUAUUAAUGAGAUUUUUAUUUUGUAAAAUUUAUAAUUGUAAUUGGAAGGAAAUUAGAUUUGGAAGAACUAAAGAGAAUAGGCCUAUUUUAUUAAAACCGGAAUAUUUGAUUAAUAACAAAAAUCAAUUAAUUAAUUUCAAUAUUUCACAUCAUGGUGAUUGGGUUGUAUUGGUAUCAAGUGAUAAUUUUCUUAUUGGAGUGGAUGUUAUGAAAGUUGAAAAAUCUAACAAUUUGUCCGUUUACCAAUUUUUUGAAUGUUUUAAAGAUCAAUUUUCGGGAUAUGAAUGGAAUACAAUAACUUCUUCUUAUACAAAUGAAUUAGAUCAAUUACACUUAUUUUAUAGAUAUUGGUGUUUAAAAGAAAGUUAUGUAAAAGCUAUUGGUAUUGGUUUGGCUUUAGAUUUGAAAUCUAUUGAAUUUCAUUUAUCUGAUGAUGAAAAUAAUAAUUUAGAAUUUGGAAAUAUCAAGAUUCUAAACACAAAAACUUCUCUUUAUAUCAAUAACAAACUUUCUCCACAAUGGAAAUUCGAAGAGUCUUAUCUUGAUGAAUUACAUUUAGUAGGAAUUUCUUAUUCUAUUUCAGAUAAAAAUAAUAUAUCUUCUUUAUUAUCAUCUUCUAUUUGGAAUAUAAUUGUAUUCCAUAUAGUACAUCUUGGUAAGCAAAAAGCUGUAGCAUUUGGAGAUAUAGAAUUUACUGCUCCACCACCAAAUAAAUCAAACAUCGCACGGUUGUAA
Diversispora eburnea is the source of this 897-nucleotide messenger RNA. NCBI's taxonomy places the organism in Eukaryota, Fungi, Glomeromycota, Glomeromycetes, Diversisporales, Diversisporaceae. The record is from the annotation of a GenBank genome assembly.